GAGCCUUGUAGCAACAAUAAAGUUAUCUCUGUGUGACAUAUAGGUCACGAGUUCGAGCCGUGGGGCAAAUGUCUCUUAAUUUAUCAAUUUUUUUUAUCUUUUAGAGAAGUUAAAAGGGAGUCUUGUAGCAACAUAAAGUUAUCUCUGUUUGACAUAUAGGUCACGAGUUCGAGCCGUGGGGCAAGUGUCUCUUAAUUUAUCAAUUCUUUUUUUUAUCUUUUAGAUAAGUUAAAAGGGAGCCUUGUAGCAACAAUAAAGUUAUCUCCGUGUGACAUAUAGGUCACGAAUUCGAGCCGUGGGGCAAAUGUCUCUUAAUUUAUCAAUUUUUUUUUAUCAUUUAGAGAAGUUAAAAGGGAUUCUUGUAGCAACAUAAAGUUAUCUCUGUGUGACAUAUAGGUCACGAGUUCGAGCCGUGGGCCAAGUGUCUCUUAAUUUAUCAAUUUUUUUUUUUUUAUCUUUUAGAGAAGUUAAAAGGGAGCCUUGUACAACAAUAAAGUUAUCUCUGCGUGACAUAUAGGUCACGAGUUCGAGCCGUGAAGUGCGGCUCUUAUCUGUACCCUUCUUGCGGCCCUUCCCCGACCCUACGUGAAUGCGGGAUACCUGUGCACCGACUCCGAGCUGCCCUUUUGGUCUUUCAGAUAAGUAAAAAGCAUGUUCUCUUGAUUUGAGGAAGCAAAACAAAGCAAUCUUAGCUUUCAAUGUAAGAAACAGUUAAAAGGCAUUGUCCCAUUACUUGUAUUAAAUGUGAUAGGUUACUUAUUGUCUUCUUGACAAGAUUUUCUCCUCUGGCUACAGCAAGUAUAUGCUAAAUGAAGCUACCAUGAUUAUACAACAUGCCAUUAAAACAUUAAAAUAAAAGAAAACAAGAGGGGGAAAAGUAAAGAAAUAAAAACUCUGCCAAUAAAUAUGCAAACAGUAUUUGAAUGUCAAAGUACCAUUAAUUUCUCAAUCAAUCUAUAUGGAGUUCAUAAAAGUAGUGUCCACAUCUUUAACUCUUCCAAUUCUUGCUGUUAUCUUCUGUUUCUGUCUUAAUAGCAGCCAAUGCCAUCCUUUAGACCCUCUAAAUCCUACUGAGAUCAACAAGAUUAGAGUCAUUAUUCAAAAAUCUCAUCUUAGUUCCCUCUCCAAUUUAACAUUUCACUUUGUUGAUCUUGAAGAGCCUGAAAAACAGGAUGUCCUUCAUUGGCUGUCCUUACAUAAGCGCGAAAGUGUUCCUUUUCCUUAUCGUCGAGCCAAGGUAGUGGUUCGUGCAAAUGGUGAGACGUUUGAAGUCGUUGUAGACUUGGCUACGCGAUCUAUCAUAUCAGAAAAUGUAUAUACUGGUCAUGGUUUCCCUCCACUUACUCUCGACGAAAUUGUACAAUGCAGCAGGCUGACAUUGAGGAAUCCUAAAUUUCAAGAUUCAAUAUUGAAAAGGGGUUUGAAUAUAUCAGAAGUUAGUUGCAUACCACAGCCAGUAGGAUGGUUCGGGCAGCCAAGGACACGAAGAGUACUUAACGUUCCAUGUUUUUAUCGCAAUGGGACAACUAAUUUUUGGGCAAGGCCAAUUGAAGGGAUCACUACAAUAUUAGAUGUUGAAUCCAUAAAGAUAAUCAAAUAUAUGGACAGAUUCAGAGUCCCUUUGCCUGAAGCCGAGAGUGCUGAUUUUCAAUCAUCGAGCCAGAGAUCAGUCGCUUGCAAUGACACAGACACAAGCCGGAUUAUCAUCAAAGGCAAUGAAGUUAAAUGGGAUAAUUGGGUUUUUCAUGUUGGAUUGAACACGAGGGCGGGGACUAUCGUGUCUACAGCUUCUAUAUUCGAUGAUACAAGAAAAGAAUAUCGACAUGUGCUCUAUAGUGGUCAUGUAUCUGAGACAUUUGUGCCUUAUAUGGAUCCUACAUUUGAAUGGUACUACAGGACUUUUAUGGAUAUAGGUGAAUUUGGUUUCGGAAGGUCUGCUAGUAGUCUUGUCCCGUUACUAGAUUGUCCGAACAAUGCAGUGUAUAUGGACGGAUAUAUGGCUGAUUCAGAAGGACAUAUAGUGCAAGUUCCCAACGCGAUUUGUAUAUUUGAAAGAUAUGUUGGCGAUGCUGCUUGGAGGCAUACAGAAAAUGGAGUACCGGGAAAUAUAAACACUAAGGGACAGCAAGAAGUUAAUUUGGUUGUUAGAAUGGUAGCAACAGUAGGAAAUUAUGAUUAUACACUUGAUUGGGAGUUCAAACAAAGUGGAACUCUCAGAGUUGGAGUAAGUUUAAACGGAGUUAUGGAGACGAAGGCUGUGAAAUAUACGAACGAUAAUCAAAUAACAGAGGAUGUUUACGGGACCCUUGUGGCCAAAAAUACAAUUGCAGUUAACCAUGAUCAUUUCCUUAUUUACUAUCUUGAUCUUGAUAUUGAUGGUACUGAUAAUUCAUUCCUAAAAGCCAAACUGAAAACUAGAAGAGUGAAGGACUCAAAAAUUUCACCUAGGAAAAGUUAUUGGAAAGUUGUUAAGGAAACUACGAAAACAGAAAAUGAGGCUAAGACACACCUAGGACUAGAACCAGCUGAAUUCUUGAUUGUAAAUCCAAAUAAGAAAACAAAGAUUGGACAUGAUGUAUCUUAUCGACUAAUACCUAGUCGACCAGCCAUGUCGUUGCUAUCAUACGACGAUUAUCCUCAACUUCGAGCAGCCUAUACAAAGUAUCAAUUGUGGGUGACACCAUACAACAAAUCAGAAAGGUGGGCCGGAGGAUUCUACACUGAUAGGAGUCGAGGAGAUGAUGGCCUACCAAUCUGGAGUCGCAGGAAUAGGCCUAUUGAAAACAAGGAUAUUGUGCUUUGGUACACUGUUGGACUCCAUCAUGUACCAUGUCAAGAAGAUUUUCCUGUAAUGCCUUCAUUUUAUGAUGGUUUCGAGCUCCGGCCAACAAAUUUCUUUGAAAGAAAUCCAUUGCUGAAACAAUGAUAUACCUUGAUAAAUUGAUAUAUAAUUUGAGCAAGUGCAAAUUUCAAGUUCUUCUAUUAAACAGUAACCUUUUAACUCUACUAUAUAAAGUGUACUAGUAAAUUUUGUUGUAAUUUAUAUGGAGAACAAAAGAUGAUCUUCUUUAGCCUGUUUA
Nicotiana attenuata is the source of this 3080-nucleotide messenger RNA. Its product is annotated as primary amine oxidase-like. Gene Ontology annotation, molecular function: quinone binding; copper ion binding; primary methylamine oxidase activity. The record is from RefSeq and is a predicted model, not a curated record. Gene Ontology annotation, biological process: amine metabolic process. NCBI's taxonomy places the organism in Eukaryota, Viridiplantae, Streptophyta, Magnoliopsida, Solanales, Solanaceae. The coding region runs from base 959 to 2926 and encodes 655 amino acids. The transcript is spliced from 4 exons.